This is a messenger RNA of Ornithodoros turicata, 585 nucleotides long. RefSeq names its product nematocyst expressed protein 4-like. The record is from RefSeq and is a predicted model, not a curated record. Bases 25 to 585 code for a protein of 186 amino acids. Lineage: Eukaryota; Metazoa; Arthropoda; Arachnida; Ixodida; Argasidae. The transcript is spliced from 2 exons.
UCCAUUGAUUUUUAGAAUCCCAUUAUGAAGGCGCUACUGGUUGUCGCCUUUCUGGCCGGCUGUGCCUGGGCUGAACCAGGACACCACGGAGGAUGGUAUGAGCCCCACCUCACUCUUGUUGUGAAGAAGGUCCACAAGCCCUACCCCGUACCGCACCACGUGCCCGUCCCAGUGCCAGUCCCGGUGCACAAGUCAUACCCAGUCUACAAGAGAGUGCCAGUCCCCAAGCCAGUCCCAGUCCCACACGUCGUCCACCAGUACUACCCUGUCCCUAAGGUGAUCCAUGUGCCCAAGCCUUACCCAGUGCCCCACAAGGUUACCAUCCACAAGCCAUACCCAGUACCAUACCCAGUCAAGGUACCCAAGCCCUACGUCGUGCACGUGCCCAAGCCCUACAUUGUGCACAAGCCCUUCCCAGUCCCAGUCACCGUCCACAUUCCUAAGCACUACCCAGUCCACAUCCACAAGAGCGUCCCAGUUCCCUUCACCAAGCACAUCCCAGUAGAGGUCCCGGUUGUGAAGGAGUACCCUGUAAUCAUCAAGAAGCCCGUACCUGUCCUCCUGGAAUCCAAGGGAUGGCACUAA